Penicillium riverlandense is the source of this 1470-nucleotide messenger RNA. Its product is annotated as MFS transporter. Bases 1 to 1470 code for a protein of 489 amino acids. NCBI's taxonomy places the organism in Eukaryota, Fungi, Ascomycota, Eurotiomycetes, Eurotiales, Aspergillaceae. The record is from RefSeq and is a predicted model, not a curated record. The transcript is spliced from 5 exons. Gene Ontology annotation, biological process: transmembrane transport. Gene Ontology annotation, molecular function: transmembrane transporter activity.
AUGACCUCCCUGCGACCGUGUAGCUGGCGGCGUUUUCGCCAUGAGCCACGGACCCCCACGCGACCAAGGCUCGUGGGGCUGAGAUCAUCGAAAUUAUUCAUUAUAUUUGUCGUUGCGUUUGCGGCUUCGACGGAUAUUUUUCUCUAUGGCUUGAUUGUUCCCGUUGCACCUACUGCUUUGGAACAGAUAGUUGGGCUCGCAAAGGAAGAUAUUCAACCAUGGACCUCUACUCUCCUGGCCCUAUAUGCAGCGGCAUUGUUAGCCUUUUCUCCCAUCAUCGGCUACGUCGCUGACCGAUUUGAGUCUCGGAGAUUGCCUAUGCUCGCCGGUCUAUUUGCAGUCGGCGGAGCAACAGCGCUCCUCUGCGUCGGAACUAACAUCGGACUAUGGAUCGCCGGCCGCUUGUUCCAAGGCGCCGCUGCGGCUGUCGUCUGGACUGUCGGAAUCGCUCUGUUGGUCGACACUGUCGGCAAAGACGGAGUUGGCCAAGCAAUUGGUUAUGUUUCUAUGUCACUGACUCUCGGAACGCUGGCUGGCCCCCUGCUUGGUGGCGUGCUCUAUGAAGACGGCGGAUACUAUUCUGUAUUUGGAUUGGCCUUCGGCCUGAUAGCCCUUGACGUUUUCCUAAGGUUGGUAUUAAUUGAACAAAAAGAUGCCAGGAAAUGGCUCGACGAUGAGAAGGAGCAGCCUGUGGAAUCUGAAAAACUUGAGACACCCUCGGCAGAGGCUACGCCAACUCCAGAGGUGCAAGAAACUGCUCACGAUCCACAAGCCGUUGCACCAAAACGGAGUCCUUUUGGGCGGCUCGCUGUUUUGCUCAGCUCUAGCCGCCUCAUUGUAUCUCUCUGGGGAUACUUCAUCCUAUCACUCGUGCUGUCUUCCCUCGACAGCGUGCUUCCUAUCUUCGUUCAAGAGACCUUUGGUUGGCAACAAACCGCACAAGGUCUGAUCUUCAUUCCGUGCAUGUUGCCGCACAUUUUGGACCCUCUGGUCGGAUAUAUCGUCGAUCGAUAUCCAAAAUCUGCUCGCUACCUCACCUCCGCCGGGUUCUUCUGCUGUCUUCCGGUGAUGGUGUUACUCCGCCUCGUGAAAGAAAACACGAUGCACGACAAAAUUCUUUUAUGUGCCCUUCUUGCCCUUAUCGGUUGUUGUAUUGCUAUGACAAUGACCCCGCUCGUUACAGAGGUCUUCCACGCGGUCAAAGAGAAAGAGGAGAUAUCUCCUGAUAUCUUCGGUCGUGGCGGUGCAAUGGCUCUUGCUUUUGGUCUUUCGAACAUGGGCUUUGCGGCAGGAAGUCUAGUUGGUCCCUUCUUCGCGGGUUUUAUUCGCAAAGAGGCUGGAUGGGGCACUAUGGGCUGGGCACUGGGUUUGUUGGUUGGUGUGUCUGCUGUCCCAACGCUGUUGGUCAUGGGAGGGUGGAUUAUGGGAAAGCCGAAGCCGCAAGUGGAAAGUCCUUCUGCACCGGAGUGA